CGGUGGAGGCAGCGGCGGCGGAGGCGGCGGCGCGCUCACACCGCGUAGCUCUCGGCUGGCUGCCGCGGCCGGGGUGCAGGGCUGAGCGAGCGUCCCGGCGCCGCGGCUCCUGAGCGCGGCCAGCGCGGUGCGUCCCCGCCGCCGGCUCAACCCGAGCACUUCUUGGCCAUGGCUCUGGCGGACAGCACUCGAGGAUUACCCAACGGGGGCGGCGGCGGGGGCGGCAGCGGCUCCUCGUCGUCCUCCGCGGAGCCGCCGCUCUUCCCCGACAUCGUGGAGCUGAACGUGGGGGGCCAGGUGUAUGUGACCCGGCGCUGCACCGUGGUGUCGGUGCCCGAGUCCCUGCUCUGGCGGAUGUUCACGCAGCAGCAGCCGCAGGAGCUGGCCCGGGACAGCAAAGGCCGCUUCUUUCUGGACCGGGACGGCUUCCUCUUCCGCUACAUCCUGGAUUACCUGCGGGACUUGCAGCUCGUGCUGCCCGAUUACUUCCCGGAGCGCAGCCGGCUGCAGCGCGAGGCCGAGUACUUCGAGCUGCCGGAGCUGGUGCGCCGCCUCGGGGCGCCCCAGCAGCCCGGCCCCGGGCCGCCGCCGCCGCACUCUCGGCGCGGGGUGCACAAGGAGGGCUCCCUGGGCGACGAGCUGCUGCCGCUGGGCUACGGGGAGCCGGAGCCGCAGGAGGGCGCCUCGGCCGGAGCGCCGUCCCCCACGCUGGAGCUGGCCAGCCGCAGCCCGUCCGGGGGCGCGGCGGGCCCGCUGCUCACACCGUCCCAGUCCUUGGACGGCAGCCGGCGAUCGGGCUACAUCACCAUCGGCUACCGCGGCUCCUACACCAUCGGGCGGGACGCGCAGGCGGACGCCAAGUUCCGGCGGGUGGCGCGCAUCACCGUGUGCGGCAAGACCUCGCUGGCCAAGGAGGUGUUCGGGGACACCCUGAACGAGAGCCGGGACCCCGAUCGGCCCCCCGAGCGCUACACCUCGCGCUAUUACCUCAAGUUCAACUUCCUGGAGCAGGCCUUCGACAAGCUGUCCGAAUCGGGCUUCCACAUGGUGGCGUGCAGCUCCACGGGCACCUGCGCCUUCGCAGGCAGCACCGACCAGAGCGAGGACAAGAUCUGGACCAGCUACACCGAGUACGUCUUCUGCAGGGAGUAGUGAGCGCCCCGGGUCCCCACGCCGCUCCCGCGCCCACUGCCCCGGCUCCACGCGGGGGAGAGGAUGAUCGAUCCCCAGCCCCUGCCCCC
Dipodomys ordii (Ord's kangaroo rat) is the source of this 1241-nucleotide messenger RNA. RefSeq names its product potassium channel tetramerization domain containing 12 (gene Kctd12). The coding region runs from base 169 to 1152 and encodes 327 amino acids. Gene Ontology annotation, cellular component: postsynaptic membrane; presynaptic membrane. The record is from RefSeq and is a predicted model, not a curated record. NCBI's taxonomy places the organism in Eukaryota, Metazoa, Chordata, Mammalia, Rodentia, Heteromyidae. Gene Ontology annotation, biological process: regulation of G protein-coupled receptor signaling pathway; protein homooligomerization. The transcript has a single exon.